AUGAAGCUCAAAAACUUUGGAGAUGUUCAGAAGAGACCCAGCAAAUCAUCCAAGCUUAACUUGCUGAAACACGACAAGAAUAUGUUCUCUCGGCUUCUUGUUGUGCCUAUCAAGUCGAGAAAUAUAAACCUGCAAGAAGUGCUUAAAUUCAACCUUGGUCCUAUUUCGUAUUCACUUGCAAGUGCUGAUGGUAGCUUGACGAAAACCAACAAGGCAGUGUUGUUGAAAGUGAUCGAGCAAGAGGUGCCUAACAAUCGCCACAUAAUUGAAGCUCCACCCCAAGGGUCGGCACUGAUGAUAGAUGGUAUGGCUGUUCUGCAAUGUUUGAAGGUGGCCAAAAUUCCACCCACAUUUAAAGAGUUGGCACAGAUGAUCCUUGAAAUGAUUGUGAAGAUAAUGUUGUUCUACAAAAGCAACAGAGUAGAUUUCGUCACAGAUAGAUAUCCUGAUCUUAGUAUCAAGUACUGUGAAAGAAAUAGAAGAGCAGCAGCUGGAUAUCAGCGCAUUGAAAUAUUCAGUGGUGAUCAGAAGACACCUACGCAGUGGAAGAAAUUCUUGAAUUGUGGUUCAAACAAAGAAGCACUUGUUGAAUUUUUGUUCAAGUCCUGGUGCCAAGCAAUCCUUUCCAUUACCACUCUUGAAGUUCAUUUGUUCAUUGCCCAUGGCGAUUUGUGUCAUCAUUUAUGUUUUGGCAACCGGACACUUCCAACAGUAAGUCCCAUUCCAGAGCUGACCUGCAGUCACGAGGAAGCAGACACACGGUUGCUUCUCCACGCACAUCAUGCUGCUGUAUCUGGAUGGUCAGACGUAAUUAUUAGGAGCCCAGACACGGAUGUUGCAAUCAUCAGCUUGUCAAUGCAAGAAUCUUGUCAGACAAACUUAUUCUUUGCUACAGGCAAUAAAGAUCAGGAACGCAUUCUUGACACACGCUGCAUGGUUGAGAAAGUUGGUCCUACUCUUUGUACAUCAUUAAUUGGCCUUCAUUCCUUCACAGGUUGUGACUCUACCAGUUUCUUUCACGGGAAAGGCAAGGCCACUUUCUUCCAUCUUGUGAAGGAAAACGACCGGUAUGUAAUGGCAUUGACACAAUUGGGUGAAUCCUUCAACGCCGAGAGAGAGCUUAUCACUCCGUUGGAAGCACUAGUAUGUCAAGUCUACAAGUCCAACACUGAAUCAGUUGACAAGGCAAGGUACCUUCUAUUUUGUACCGGCUCGAAAGAUGGAGCUUCCUUGCCUCCAACACAAGACGCAUUAACACAACAUGUGAAAUGGGCCAACUAUCAAGCAACUAUUUGGAGUCGACACUGUCUCGAAAGCCAGUUGGAAGUGCCAUCACCGAUUGGUCAUGGGUGGACCGCUGACAGUGAUGGCCUUUCUUCAGUAUAUCUGGAUGACUAA
This is a messenger RNA of Paramuricea clavata, 1398 nucleotides long. The record is from the annotation of a GenBank genome assembly. Lineage: Eukaryota; Metazoa; Cnidaria; Anthozoa; Malacalcyonacea; Plexauridae.